UCUUGAUGUUCUGAAAUUUGGCCGAAGACUGAAAGGCUUCGUCCGCAGUGACCUUGACGGCCUCCAGCUUCUCCGCUUCUCCUCUUAUUUCUUUCUCGGCUAUCUUCAUUCCGGCAGCCGAUCUCAGGCGUGGAGAUCAGGAGCAACUGAUAAAAAACCCAAAACCCAGAUGAGUCCGAAUCAAACUCGAUCCCGCCCACCAGCUACCUCGGGACUCACGACAACCAGGUUUCUCCAAUACCGGUCCGGGUCCGGGUCCGGGUCCGGGUCCGCCGUGCAAGCCAUACUCCAUUGCUCCCUGUUCGGGGGUGGAUAUCGCUCCCUUUUCUGUGGCCAAAAAUUCUGCUUCGGCUGUGCAUAGAUCACAUUCUCCGAUCACUUGGCUCUCCUCCUGCUCGUCCUCCCGGAGAAUGCUUAUGGCCAGUGACUUCUGCCGGCUCGCCAACUUUCCGCGGCCUCAGCCCACCACCAACCACAGAGGAGCUUGGCGGGGUUCUUGCUCUCCCAGGCCUUUCCCCUCUGAUGGCCGUCCCUCGGAACCGUGGGCUUUCAGGUGCCUGCGGAUUGCCCGGCCUUCUGCUGUCUCACGAGGCCGCAGCGUCUCCUGUCGAGCCGCCGAAAUCACCACUGAUCCGGGCCAAGACCGGCUCAUGAAGGUCCCCAUAUCAAAUAUUAGAAACUUCUGCAUCAUUGCGCACAUUGACCAUGGGAAGUCCACCUUAGCAGAUAAAUUAUUGCAGUUGACUGGUACGGUACAGAAGAGGGAGAUGAAAGAACAAUUCCUAGAUAACAUGGAUUUAGAAAGAGAAAGAGGUAUCACAAUCAAAUUACAGGCAGCCAGGAUGCGUUACAUUUUGGAAAAUGAACCGUAUUGCCUUAAUUUAAUUGAUACUCCAGGGCAUGUGGACUUCUCAUAUGAGGUUUCUCGUUCUCUUGCGGCUUGUGAAGGUGCCCUUCUUGUUGUAGAUGCUUCUCAGGGUGUGGAAGCUCAGACAUUAGCUAAUGUUUAUCUGGCUCUGGAAAACAACCUUGAGAUUAUACCAGUGAGGGUUUUGAAUAAAAUAGAUCUGCCAGGUGCUGAACCAGAUCGUGUUUCCCAAGAGAUCGAAGAGAUUAUUGGAUUAGAUUGCAGUGAUGCAAUUCAUUGUUCAGCUAAGGAGGGAAUAGGUAUAUCUGACAUUCUUAAUGCUAUAAUCACAAGGAUUCCUCCCCCCAAGGAUGCUGCUGGAAAUCCUCUUAGAGCUCUUAUAUUUGAUAGCUACUAUGAUCCAUACAGAGGUGUAAUUGUUUAUUUUCGGGUUGUUGAUGGAACUAUAAAGAAAGGUGAUAAGAUAUAUUUCAUGGCUAGUGGGAAGGAUUACAUUGCUGAUGAAAUUGGCGUCUUGUCACCCAAUCAACUGCCAGUAGAUGAGCUUUAUGCUGGUGAGGUGGGCUAUCUUUCAGCUUCAAUAAGAUCAGUUGCAGAUGCCAGGGUUGGUGACACAAUUACUCACUUUGGUAGAAGGGCAGAGAGCUCUUUGCCAGGAUAUGAGGAGGCCCGACCCAUGGUGUUUUGCGGUCUAUUCCCUGUUGAUGCUGAUCAAUUUCCUGAGUUGCGUGAUGCAUUGGAAAAGCUUCAACUCAAUGAUGCUGCUCUGAAGUUUGAGCCUGAAACUUCUAGUGCUAUGGGUUUUGGUUUUCGAUGUGGGUUUUUAGGUCUUCUCCAUUUGGAAAUUGUUCAGGAAAGGCUUGAGAGAGAGUACAACUUGACAUUGAUAACAACUGCACCAAGUGUAGUUUACCGAGUCAAUUGUAUAAACGGUGAUACUAUUGACUGCUCAAAUCCAACUUUACUGCCAGAGCCUGGAAAGAGAAGGCAAAUUGAAGAACCAUUUGUUAAGAUCGAAAUGCUCACACCAAAGGAAUAUAUAGGUUCUCUAAUGGAGCUUGGUCAAGAAAGAAGAGGUGAAUUUAAAGAAAUGAACUUUAUCACAGAGAAUAGAGCCUCAAUUAUUUAUGAGUUACCGCUCGCAGAGAUGGUUGGGGAUUUCUUUGAUCAGCUGAAGUCUAGAAGCAAAGGAUACGCUAGCAUGGAAUACACUUUUGUGGGUUACAGGGAAAGUGAAUUGGUGAAGCUUGACAUCCAUAUCAAUGGUGAGCCUGUUGAACCAUUAGCAACAAUCGUCCACAAGGAUAAGGCAUAUGCAGUAGGGAGGGCUCUGACUCAGAAACUGAAAGAACUAAUUCCGAGACAGAUGUUCAAAGUACCCAUACAAGCAUGUAUUGGUGCAAAGGUGAUUGCUAGUGAAUCCUUGUCAGCAAUCAGGAAAGAUGUUCUGUCAAAAUGUUAUGGUGGUGAUAUAACAAGGAAGAAGAAGUUGCUAAAGAAGCAGGCUGAAGGAAAGAAAAGGCUGAAAGCAAUUGGCAAGGUUGAAGUCCCACAAGAAGCCUUUAUGGCUGUUUUGAGACUAGAAAAGGAAGUAAUAUGAUAUCCUGUGUAAUCAAAAUCAAUCAAAGGGCCGAAUUAAUCAUCUGGUGCUAGCAACUUUUCUCUCCAUCAUGUGUUGAAGAGAUAUCCAAGUUCCAUAUGAAGAGCAUCACAGGCUUCAUAAUUUUCCUGUCAUUCUCUUUUCCAUACGCUUGCAGCUGAAGGACAUUAAAGGCCCUGAGUUGCUUGCUUGUUGAUUUUUCCACUUUUAUCAGUACCUUGCAGUGAACUUUCAAAUGUUGCAUCUGAAUACAAGCUAAACUGUCUUUGCUUGGCCAGAAUGCUUACUCGUUUCUAACUCCAAAAUACACUCAGAAGCACAAAUGAAGCAUUUACUAAUUUAUAUGCAUUAUUCAUUCAACAGCUUAGGGGAUAUGAGCAGGAAAAAAAAAUCUUCAAAUUUUGCUUUUACAUAAUGUGAUUGGUAAAUCUCUGAGAUUUGUUCCAAUCAAUGUGUACUUUUGUUUGAAUAAGAGUUGGAUUCUAUGAGCUUUCCAUAA
Molecule: messenger RNA, 2967 nt
Organism: Elaeis guineensis (African oil palm)
Lineage: Eukaryota; Viridiplantae; Streptophyta; Magnoliopsida; Arecales; Arecaceae
Product: translation factor GUF1 homolog, chloroplastic
Biological process (GO): positive regulation of translation
Molecular function (GO): GTP binding; ribosome binding; GTPase activity
Source: RefSeq, a predicted model, not a curated record